This is a messenger RNA of Hyphopichia burtonii NRRL Y-1933, 3958 nucleotides long. RefSeq lists its product as uncharacterized. The record is from RefSeq and is a predicted model, not a curated record. Bases 26 to 3892 code for a protein of 1288 amino acids. The transcript is spliced from 2 exons. Gene Ontology annotation, biological process: cardiolipin acyl-chain remodeling; inner mitochondrial membrane organization. Gene Ontology annotation, cellular component: mitochondrial membrane. Gene Ontology annotation, molecular function: 1-acylglycerophosphocholine O-acyltransferase activity; protein binding. NCBI's taxonomy places the organism in Eukaryota, Fungi, Ascomycota, Pichiomycetes, Serinales, Debaryomycetaceae.
ACUUCCAGCGGGCUGCUAUCUCAAGAUGUCCUUUCAAGAUGUUUUGAAAAGAGGUGACGAGUUUCUUUCGGAGUAUCCAAGAACCUCUGUUUUUUGGAAUUAUGCUUCUCAUGCAACGUGCUUAGCGAUGAUUUUAAAUUCAAAAUUACUAUUGAAUGUAUUAUAUAAACCAAGAUUACAUAACAUUGAAAAAUUAGAUGCUGCUUUGGAAAAAGCCAGACUGGAGAACAGAUCCUUAUUAACUGUUAUGAAUCAUAUGUCAGUGGUUGAUGAUCCAACUUUUUAUGCUGCAUUACCAAUGAGAUUUCAUACCGAUAUAGAUACUAUAAGAUGGGGGUUCGGAGCACACAACAUUUGUUUUUCAACUCCUACAUUAUCAUGGUUCUUCAAUUUAGGUAAAAUAUUGGGUACUAAACGUUUUGGUGCUGGUCCAUUUCAAGGUUCUAUUGAUGCUGCAAUUAGAAUAUUGAGUCCUGAUGAUACUUUGGAUUUAGAAUUUACUCCAGGAGUGAAAGAUGAAGAAAAACCAAAUUUGAUUCAAGAAAUUAAUAAAAUCGGUAAUGUUUCAACUAAAACCCAACAAUUAGUUAAAACAGUUAAACCUUCCCCCGAAUCAACCAAUAUUUUAAUGUCAAAAUCACCUUUCAUUCGUAAUAAAACUUCUUGGUUUCAUGUUUUCCCAGAAGGUUUCGUAUUACAGUUACAAGAACCUCAUCAAAAUUCAAUGCGUUACUUUAAAUGGGGGAUCUCUCGUUUGAUCUUAGAAAGUACAAGAGCUCCAGUAGUGGUUCCAAUUUUCACUUUUGGUUUUGAAAAAAUUGCUCCCGAAGAUAGUGCCGAUAAAGGUAUAAAUAGAUGGUUACCGGCAAAUUUAGGCGCAGAAAUUCAUAUUAGUAUUGGUGAUGCAUUCUCCGAUGAACGAAUCGAACAUUAUAGACAAAAAUGGAGAGACUUGUGUAAGAAAUAUAUCGAUCCAAAAAAUCCAUCUGAGCUUACCAAAGAAUUAAUGCUGGGUAAAAAAGCCACCGAAUUGAGAUCGGACUUGGCUGCUGAAUUAAGACAAGCAGUCUUGAAUAUUAGAGAAAGUCUAGGUAUUUUCAAACCAGAAGACCCUCGUUUUAAAGACCCUAAAUUUUGGAAGGAAUACACUAGAACUGAAGGUAUGAGUGAUCCAAAUGUUAAAUUUAUUGGUAAAAAUUGGGCAAUUAGAAGAUUGCAAAAACAUUUACCUGAAUUCAGCGAAGAUGAAUCAGAAAAAGUAUAUAAAUUCAAAAAACCAAACCAACCAAAUCAGAAGAAGCCUAUAAUAAUAGUAGAAGAACCAGAUAUAGAAACUAAUAGCAAAACGAGUCGAAUACUAUCGGACCUCAAUCAUUACUCUAAAACCACAGAAAUUCCAAAGAAACUUCGAAGAUCAAUUUUAACCAGUAAAUUCAAUGACUUUGUCCAUAAUACGCCAAUUUUUAAAGUUGAUGAUGGUAGUAUACAGAUUUUGAACAGUGCUUUUUUAGAAUUGUUUAAACUCAAUGAUAACACGUUUCUAAAUGGAGAAGGUCAUUAUUCUGGGCCCGUGGACUUUGAAACUUUAAUGCAGCUAUUUGAAAAAUCAAGUUUGGCAUUAAUAUCCUCCCUGGAUAAUAGCAACAACAUCAACAUGCCAGCAUAUAUGUCAAGUAUUGUUCAAUUCUUAGUAAAAUCGGAUAUACCGAAUGUUCCUGUCAAAGCCUUAGUAUAUGUGGUUGAUCUCGCAGUAGCUGUUAGGCCAAAUUAUUUCUUGGAUACCUUAAACCUUCUUGUACAUAGUAAAUCCAACUUGUUGACUCCAGAAUUCAUGAACAGCUUAAUUGACUACUACGAGAAAAAAAAUGAAAUGAAUUUAGAAAAAUAUGAACAAAUAUUUGAAGUUUCAAACUUAAAUCAAGAGGCAAAGAUUCUAGAUGACUAUAUCUAUAAAAAAUUCAUACUGUAUAUUGAAAGUUUGUAUUCAGAUGAACCUCCGUCUGUUCACGAAUAUAAGGAUCCCGAAAGGAACCUCUAUAGAAUACAAAGUUUAAUUACAACCAAGCUAACCCCAUCCCUUCUGUUAGACAGAUUCUCCCCGAGCAUCUUGAUCCACUUAUCUAAAUUAAGCUAUGAACUUGAUUCCGUCUUUCCUAAUCAAGAGCUCAAACUGUUCAUCAUAGAAAUAUUCAAAUGCUUGACAAGUCAACCUCCAGAAAAGCUCAAUCUUAUAUUUGAAGAAGUCCGCAGAGAAUUAUUCAAGCAAGACUUCGAAGAUGAGUCGUUAGUUGAAAAUCUUCUCUUACUAUCACAUUCUAAGUAUGUGGAAAGUGCCUUAUUACAACAGAUGUUGUUUGAAUUCAUCGAAUCAAACGACGUCAAAUUCUCGCCAAUGUUAAGAUUUCAAAAUCAUAUAUACAACUUGUACCAAAAUAACUUUACACAGUCUGAGAGUGAAAUUUUCGAUGUAACAAAACAAGAAGUUGAAUCCUUCAUUGAAUCUCAAAAUAACACCGAGAAUGAACUCUAUUACAAUGACAUAUACACCAGAUGUAUUCAGUCGGCUAUGGUUUCUGGUAAAAUUGAACCAAGAGGAUAUUUUACACAAACCCUCACCAAUUAUUUCAAAGACAAUUAUCAUUUUGAAGUUACUUUAUAUUCAUACAAGUAUAGACUUGACAAAGCCAUCGAAGCUGAAAAUCAUGUUUCCGCAGUAAAUAUAUUUGAAGAUAGUAUGCAAGAAUUUGUUGAUUGGUCUCAUAGCCAGGAUCCUUCAGUGCAUGCUACAUUAAGUUCAUUAGCCACUUUAAUCUGUCAAAAAAUGAAUCAUAUAAAUGACAUAUUUCCAAUCUUCACAAAAAUCAAACAACAAUCAUCAUGGCAAAGUCAAGCCCCUACCAUCUGUGCAUUAGCAACAAGAAUGUUAGAAGCUGAGUACGUUGGUGAUACGAUUGAAAUGUUGAAAAGAGAAUUACCUCCUAUUAAAAGUGAAAGUAACCUCAAAUUACCUCUUAAUGAACCUUAUGGCCAAGAAUAUCGUAAGUUAUUUACUAUUUUACAUAACUUCGUUCUAAAUUAUACAAAUGAAACAACUCAUGAAACUAAUUGGGCACUUUAUUGCGAACUUCAUAAAUACUUCCAUGCACCUUACGAAUCGUAUUUACCUGCAAUGAAGUUCUUUUGUGACAAGGACAGAAUGAAUGCCUCAUUACUUAUAUUUCGUCAAAUAAAAAGACUUAGUGAAUUACACGGGAAUCACCAACAUUUACCCCCUCUGAGAGAAAUGUACCUUUAUUUAUUCCAACAAUUUGGGGACAAGCUAUAUGAAGAAGGUAUACUUGAAAUUCAUGAACAUCUAAAAAUGGACAUAAGUUUACCAAAGCAAGAUAUUUAUUUACAGAAUUGUAUUCUUAAUGCUUAUUCUAAUUUGCAAGAUGUACCAAAAGUCAGAGACUUGUUUCUUUCUAUGAUAAGUGAUCCUAAAAAGUUUGGAGGUAUUAAUGAAGAUACUGUUCAAAUCAUGAUAAAGACUUAUACCUAUAGUGACAUGAUGUACGUUGUUGAAUUUUGGAAUAAUUUAUCCAAAUUUGAUAUUGUUCCUAAUUAUCAAAUUUUCAAACAAUAUUUGAUUGCGCAUGUUUAUCACGGAAUGGCGGAGGAAGCUAUGUUAUUGACUGAGGAAAUGCAAGAUUAUGGAUUGGAACUUAGCUCAGAUACUCUAUUAGCCAUGCAUAAUUAUUGUUGGGAAACCGAUAAACAAAAAUUGAUAGUGGAUUGGGCAAAAGAGAAACAUCCAGCAGUAUGGGAUGAAGCUGUUAAAAGUCAGUUAUUGAAAGGAGCCACCAAUUAUGAACCUGUAAAUAGUCUAAUUGAAGGUGGUAAUAUAGAAUAAUUUGACAUUUAUUUAAUUUUAGUGGAAUUAACUUUUGUAGCAAAUCUUAGAGAAUUUAUACUUUCA